AUGAUGCCACUGAAGAUGAGUGAGAUGUGGACAACAAUGGGGUCAACCUUAGCUAGCUUCAUGUUUGUCUGGGCGAUCAUAAGGCAAUAUUGUCCCUACGAGGUUAGACGUUUUUUUGAGAAGUACACACAUACGAUCAUGGGCUACUUCUACCCUUACAUCAGAAUAUCUUUCCAUGAGUUCUUGGGAGACAGGCUCAAGCGUAGUGAGGCCUAUGCUGCUGUGGAGGCAUACCUUAGUGCCAACACAUCAAAGAGUGCAAAGAGGCUCAAAGCUGAGAUGGGAAAGGAUAGUAGCAACUUGGUGUUGACUAUGGAUGAGUAUGAGAGAGUAACUGAUGACUAUGAGGGUGUUAAAGUUUGGUGGGUGUCUAGCAAGGUUAUGUCACCAACAAGGUCUCCAAUGUCUUAUUAUCAAGAACAAGAGAAAAGGUUCUAUAAGCUCACUUUUCACAACAAGUAUAGAGAGGUAAUAACUGGGUCAUAUUUGGAGCAUGUGAUGAGGGAAGGGAAGGAGAUUCGUUUGAGGAACAGGCAGAGGAAGUUAUACACUAACAGCCCUGGCUACAAGUGGCCAAGUUACAAGCAAACCAUGUGGAGCCACAUUGUGUUUGAGCACCCUGCCACUUUUGACACAAUGGCCUUGGAGCCUGAGAAGAAGAAGGAGAUCAUCGAGGAUUUGGUUACUUUCAGCAAGAGCAAGGAUUUCUAUGCUAGGAUUGGCAAGGCAUGGAAGAGGGGUUAUCUUCUUUAUGGCCCUCCAGGCACUGGUAAGUCCACAAUGAUUGCUGCAAUGGCCAAUUUGUUGGCCUAUGAUGUCUAUGACUUGGAGCUCACUGCUGUGAAGGACAACACUGAGCUGAGGAAGCUCUUGAUUGAGACAACUAGUAAGUCUAUAAUUGUUAUUGAGGACAUCGAUUGCUCACUUGAUCUUACAGGGCAGAGGAAGAAGAAAUCAGAUAAGUUAUCAGAUGAUGAGAAUGACAAGGAUGUCGUUGGAAGGAAAGACAGCAAAGAAGAAGGAAAUAGUGGCAGCAAAGUCACACUCUCAGGGCUAUUGAAUUUCAUUGAUGGAAUAUGGUCAGCUUGUGGAGGGGAGAGGUUGAUUGUGUUCACAACAAACUAUGUGGAGAAGCUUGAUCCUGCACUCAUUAGAAGGGGAAGAAUGGACAAGCAUGUUGAGCUUUCCUAUUGUAGUUUUGAUGGGUUUAAAGUGCUUGCUAAUAACUACUUGAAGCUUGAGACUCAUCCAUUGUUUGACACAAUUAAGAGGCUAAUGGGGGGGAUCAAGAUCACUCCAGCUGAUGUUGCUGAGAACCUUAUGCCCAAGUCUCCACUGGAUGAUGCUCAUAAGUGUCUUUCAAACUUGAUUGAAGCACUUGAGGAAGCAGCAGCUGCUACAAAAGCUGAGGAACUGAGACAGAGUAGUCCCAUUAAGGAGAAUGAUGAGGAUGUGCAAUAUAAGAGUUCCAUCAAGGAAAAUGGUGAACUUUUAUGUAAUAAAGAAACUGAACAAGCAAUGAACCAAUGCCAGCGAUAG
Messenger RNA from Abrus precatorius (Indian licorice), 1539 nucleotides. Its product is annotated as AAA-ATPase ASD, mitochondrial-like. The transcript has a single exon. Lineage: Eukaryota; Viridiplantae; Streptophyta; Magnoliopsida; Fabales; Fabaceae. The record is from RefSeq and is a predicted model, not a curated record. Gene Ontology annotation, molecular function: ATP binding; ATP hydrolysis activity. The coding region runs from base 1 to 1539 and encodes 512 amino acids.